AUGGUGCAAAACUGGAGGCGUUUGAAUAAAUUAUACCGACAAGCCGUUGAGGUGCCGACACCUUGGCACAGCUGUAAUUUAAACGAGCCGGUUGCUUCUCCGGUACUUCUCUCCAUUCGGAGUGGGAUGGCUCGCGUCGGGAAAGGAUUUCAAGUUGGGUUGUCUUGGACACCUGACCGCGAUGGUCACGUUCCCUACAACGCGAUCGACGCUGGCGGCGGAGUGUUUGUGGCUCGCAUGCGACAUUCUGGGGAUCUGAUUCCGGGAAAGGUGGUUCCACAGUAUGGCAAAGCGUAUUGUUCACACGGUGGUUGCGAGCAUGAAUAUUUUGAAUACGAAGUGUUGUGCAACACAUCCGCCCCAAAUACACGACCAUGCUACAAAUGGGAGCAUUCAAGUGAUGGACAUGUACCAAAAAAGUCAAUCGUUGCAGGCCUCGCUGAAGACCAGUCGCCCUUGUACGUCGCACGUGUACAAAUAGAGGGAGAAUGGGUUGUUGGAAAGGUUCAUCAGGGACAUUCAUGUGGAUAUUUCCCAUACGGAGGCGAAGAGCAUUCCAAGGAAUCUUAUGAAGUUUUGGUACUUGACAAAUAAAGCGUCGUUGUCCGGUACGCUAAUGAGUGCAAUGCUAACAAUCAAAAUAAAAAUCUUGUUUGUC
Messenger RNA from Dicrocoelium dendriticum, 658 nucleotides. Lineage: Eukaryota; Metazoa; Platyhelminthes; Trematoda; Plagiorchiida; Dicrocoeliidae. The record is from the annotation of a GenBank genome assembly.